AUGGCAGCUCAAGCAUUUGCUUCAUGUACUCUUCUUCUCUUCAUUUGCUUACACCUUCAAGGCAUUUUGGCUGAUUAUGGAGGUUGGCAGGGCGGCCAUGCCACUUUCUAUGGUGGUGGCGAUGCAUCUGGCACAAUGGGAGGAGCAUGUGGAUAUGGGAAUUUGUACAGUCAAGGCUAUGGAAAGAACACUGCCGCACUAAGCACUGCCUUGUUUAACAAUGGCUUGAGCUGUGGUGCUUGCUAUGAAAUGAGAUGUGACGCUGACCCAAGAUGGUGUCUCCCUGGUACCAUUACUGUCACUGCCACAAAUUUUUGCCCACCUAACCCAUCUUUACCUAACAACAAUGGUGGAUGGUGCAAUCCUCCUCUCCAACACUUCGACAUGGCUGAGCCUGCUUUCUUGCAAAUUGCUCAAUACCGUGCUGGAAUUGUGCCUAUAGCUUUCAGAAGGGUGCCUUGUGUGAAGAAGGGAGGAAUAAGAUUUACCAUCAAUGGUCACUCUUACUUCAACCUGGUCCUUAUCACCAAUGUUGCUGGGGCUGGAGAUGUUCAUUCAGUUUCAAUCAAAGGAUCGAAAACAGGGUGGCAAGCCAUGUCAAGAAACUGGGGCCAGAACUGGCAGAGCAACUCUAACCUUAAUGGUCAAAGCCUAUCUUUUCGAGUCACCGCCAGCGACGGCAGAACUGUCACAAGUUACAAUGCGCUGGGCCAUCCUGGACUUGAACCAGAAACCUCGUCCGUGAAGUCAAGAGAUAUUUUUGAAGGAUUCGGGCUUUCUGGAUUGUAUGUAUCCAUUUGCCCUUUUACCAAAAUGGGCCACAAAAUUUCCAAGCACCAAUCACAUCUAAAGGAUGCUCUGAUUCCUGGAAGCCCAUGA
This is a messenger RNA of Dovyalis caffra, 879 nucleotides long. Lineage: Eukaryota; Viridiplantae; Streptophyta; Magnoliopsida; Malpighiales; Salicaceae. The record is from the annotation of a GenBank genome assembly.